CUAGGACUCGAUGAGGGUCUUAUCUCAACGACUGUCGCCCAGGAAUCCUUUAUUAGUGAAUUUGAAAUUCGUGUUAGCUACCUCGACUCAUCUCAACAAGCGAACCGACUCUCCAAUAUCACGUCAAUGGUUCAUAUUGGGAGUAUCCCCGGAACACUCAUAGCCUUUUUCCUCUGCGAACGAAUUGGUCUGCUGUGGUCAAUGCGACAGCUUUGUCUUCUAUGGAUGGCGGGAGUUAUAGUUGUUAUAACAGCUUCGGGGAAUUUGGGACAGGUCUAUGCUGGCCGAUGUAUAAUGGGACUUGGAAUUGGGCAGGCGGGUGUUGUGGCACCUACAUAUCUCGCCGAGAUCGCACCUGCUCAUGCUCGCGGUAUGCUUGUUAGCAUGUUUGCUAUGUCUGAAUAUAUUGGGAUCAUGAUUGGGUAUUUCUCUGCGUGGGGUGCUUCAUUGCACAUCUCGAAUGAAAGUGGCAAGCAGUGGGUUAUUCCCCAGAGUAUACAGAUCAUUGUUGCAGGGCUUUUCUUUCUAUUUUCUUUCUUAUGCCAAGAGAGUCCUAGAUAUCUAUGCAAGAUUGGGGAGUGGCAUGAAGCAAAAGAGGCGCUGGGAAGUUUAUGGAGUCUACCUGCAUUGCACCCUGAUGUUAUGAAUGUGGUUGAAGAAAUCCAUCAUAACCUUGAGACAGACCAGAAUCAAACUGUGAGACAGUCUUGGUUCAGAUCAAUAAAAGAGCUGUUGACCGUUAGGUCAAACCAGCAAAGACUCCUUUUUGUGGGUUCGGCACAGCUUCUUGCCCAAUGGUCUGGAGCAAACUCCAUUACAACAUAUGCACCCGAGUUAUUCUCUCUAUUUAGUAUCAAUGGCCAGUCAGAGAAACUGUUCAUAACAGCAGUCUUCGGUGCGGUCAAAUUCAUCGCAUCACUACUAUGCGCCGUGCUUUUGAUUGACCAUGUUGGACGCAAGCGAUCGUUAAUCUCCGGAAUUCUUGUACAGCUGGUUGCAAUGCUUUAUGUUGCUAUCUUUCUCACAGUCGAAACAUCUUCUUCCAGUAACGAACCCGGGUCUGUCAAAAGGGCAGCUAUUGCCGCAAUCGUUUCCCUCUACUUUGUUGGGAUUGGUUGGGCAAUGGGCUGGAAUGCUAUUCAGUAUAUCCUCACUGCGGAGAUUUUUCCACUGGGUGUUCGGUCCACUGGCUCGAGUCUUUUGAUGUGUUUUCACUAUGCCAAUCGGUAUGGUAUUUCCAAGGCUGUUCCGUCUAUGUUGCUUGAAGAUGCUCUACAACCAAAAGGGACAUUUUGGUUCUUCUCGGCGACGACUUUGUUUGGUUUAUUGUGGACAUGGUUUUUGCUUCCUGAGACUGCUGGUCGGAGCUUGGAGGAGACCAAUGUACUGUUCUCAAAUUAA
Molecule: messenger RNA, 1401 nt
Organism: Penicillium antarcticum
Lineage: Eukaryota; Fungi; Ascomycota; Eurotiomycetes; Eurotiales; Aspergillaceae
Exons: 4
Biological process (GO): transmembrane transport; carbohydrate transport
Cellular component (GO): membrane
Molecular function (GO): carbohydrate:proton symporter activity
Source: RefSeq, a predicted model, not a curated record